ACCCUAAAAGGGAUACCUGGGGUCCAUUGGACCCCAGGCGCCUUUCAGAGCUCGUCUUUGAUGGAACACACUCAGUGAGGUGACGAAACUGAGGCCAUGAAGGUAUCCCUUUUAGGGUUAAGAUUGAUAGAUAAAAUUCAUUCCAUGGGAUAUACACAUGAAAUCGACGAAUCGAUGAGUAUUUGUGAGUCAUGUCGUGGAUUGAUAAGUCACAACAGAAGCCCGAAUACGAAAAAACGCCGAUCGGAUGGAAACAACGAAACUAUGCAACCAUCAUUUAGUGGGCAGCAACAUCAUGAUGUUCCAGAACCAGAACCGUCAACGAGUGGUCAACAAAUCGAACAUGAGCUGGAUAUGGUACCAUCUAUUCCAUCAUUGGAGUCAAUUCCGUCAACAGAUCAACUACAGGGUCCCCAUAAUAUUGAGAAGCUUAAUACCAUUGCUGAAACAUUGAGUUUAUCGCCAAUCUCAUCUAGAAACAUGAGAAGUAUGGAAUAUCGCAUAAACAAAUCAUUGCAGAUUACGAAAGCAGUUCGAAAAAAUAUCUUCGGAAUAGAUUCAACGGAUGUUGGCAAAGUGGAGGCGUAUGACGAGAUAAUUAUGCAGUUAAAGGAUAAGUUCAAUCACCCUACAACUGACAGAAGCGAACAGAUUAAAAUACUACCUGUACUUCCUAAGUCUUGGUCGGUAAAUAAAAUCACAAGAGAGUUUAACGCACCAAUGUAUAUGGCGAGGCAGGUGAAGGAUCUUGUUUAUGAACAGGGUAUUCUUUGUACCACCGAAAAAAGAAGGGGGCAUGGUAUUGAUGACGAUACAAAACAAAUAGUAAGAGAAUUUUUUGAUGAUAAUGAUAUCAGCAGGCCAAUGCCAGGAACAAAUGAUUUUGUUUCUGAGGUUCGAAAUGGAAAAAAACAACAAGUUCAAAAACGACUUUUGAUGAUGUCGCUCAAAGAGGCUUAUAUGAUUUUUGUAGAUAUGUACAAAACUGUGAAUAUUGGUUUCACAGUAUUUACACAGUUGCGACCAAAGCAUUGUAUUUUACUUGAUUCUACUGGUAUACAUAAUGUAUGCAUAUGUACUAUUCAUGAAAAUGUAAAUUUAAUGUUCAACAGUAUAAGAAUUGUGUCACAAGAUGAAAUAAUACAAAAAAUGCUUUGCGAUAUUUCCACCAGAACAGAUAAUUGCUUUUUCCGUGCUUGUGAAAAGUGUGCUUGUAAUGAACACAUUGAAGAGGAACUUACAUUGAUAUUAGAAUCAAAUGACAAAGAAGAGAUUAUAUUUCAGCAGUGGUUGAAUACUGAUCGCUGUAAUUUAGAAACGAUUAUUAAACCUGUUGAUGAAUUUGUUCCGUAUCUUGUUGAUAAAAUUGACAAACUUAUAACACACGACUUUAUUCAUAAACAACAAUCAUCAUUUCUCAGAAAUAAAAAAGAUACAUUAAAGGAUGAUGAAAUUCUUGCGAUUUGUGAAUUCUCUGAAAACUAUUCAUUCAUAAUUCAAAACGCUGCUCAAGGAUAUCAUUGGAACAACUCGCAAGCAACAAUACACCCAUUUGAAAUUUACUAUAUGAAAGAUAAUAAACUUGUUAAUGUUAGCUUCAUUAUCAUAUCGGAAGUAGUGGCUCACGAUACAGUUGCGGUCCAGUUGUUCAUCUCAAAAAUGAUAGAUUUUAUGAAACAAUUAACGAACUUUUCUAAAAUUUAUUUUAUGUCUGAUGGGGCAGCAUCACAAUACAAAAAUAAGAAGAACUUUGCUAGUCUAUGUAGAUUCCAGUCAAAGCAUGCAUUAAGAGCAGAAUGGCAUUUUUUUGCAACGUCCCACGGUAAAGGUCCAUGUGAUGCUAUUGGUGGCACUCUCAAGCGAAUGGCAAAGAGAGCAAGUCUUGCUCGAGAUUAUGGUAAUACCAUAACAACUCCACGAGAGUUAUAUAACUGGGCAGUUGUACAGACAGAUAAAAAUAUAACUAAAUUAAAUUUCUGUUACGUAUCCACUGAACAGUACAUUAAAAUGUCAGAAGAUCUCGAAGAAAUAUAUAAUAACGCCAAAACAAUACCAGGCACUCAGAAAUUCCAUAGUUUUUUGCCUAUUCCUGGCGACAAAGUAAAGGCAAACAGGUAUUCUAAUUCAGAAGAUGAACCAAAAAUAUUUAGUAUGAUCGGAAAAAAAUAGAAAAGAACAUGUUUGAAAUUGGCUUUAAGACACAUAUAUAUAUAUUUGAAAAAUUCAUAAUUAUAAAUAAUUGUAUAUUUAAAAGUGCACUUCAAUACAUAUUGCGAUCAAACAUUACAUUUCCUAAGAAAAUACAUUUGUAAUAUUUUGAAGUUUUUUAUGUAUAGGAAAACCCUUCCAAAUGAUUGAAUAAAUAACACAAAAUCUCCUAGAAAAUUGAGUUUCAUUGGAUUCUGGGAUUGUUAUGGCCUUCACUGGUUUUAUUGUUGAUAACAAAAUACACUGAAAAAAAAUCAUUCGAACAAGAAAAAGUUUUUGUUAGAAAACACUUUUUUUCCUUAAAAGUGCCCAUCUUGUGAUGUAUGGACGGUUGGUAGGGAACAUAAUUACCUGUCUUGAGACAAAAUUUCAUCAAAAUCAAAAAUGGUGUUUCUUUUAAAUCAACUUUGAAUUUUUAGAAAUGAUUUUUUUCAGUGUAGGGCUCAUUUUGGAUUAUUUUCAGUAUUUUUUCUUAAAAUUUGACUUAUUUUGUGAUAAUCACCCAUACAACACUUUUUUGUAGGAGUAGUCAUUUUUUGAUUAAAAACAUUUUUAAAAAAUCCAUAAAAAAAAAGUUUAGCCCUUUUCAAAAGUCAGUCGAGAAAAAAAAAAUAGAAAAAUGAGUAUGCAAAGUGGCUUAUCUGGGCAAGGUCUACACACCAAGAAAGUUUCGUUGUAAUCUGAGAGGGUGCUGCCAACAUUUGUUCGAGUUGGCGCGAAAUCC
Molecule: messenger RNA, 2932 nt
Organism: Aedes albopictus (Asian tiger mosquito)
Lineage: Eukaryota; Metazoa; Arthropoda; Insecta; Diptera; Culicidae
Exons: 2
Coding region: 97-2169 (690 amino acids)
Source: RefSeq, a predicted model, not a curated record